Linum trigynum is the source of this 5531-nucleotide messenger RNA. NCBI's taxonomy places the organism in Eukaryota, Viridiplantae, Streptophyta, Magnoliopsida, Malpighiales, Linaceae. The record is from the annotation of a GenBank genome assembly.
GUCAGACUAGUUAAUAACAUAAUUAAAACCCGCUCCUGAUGAACUAAAUGUGAAAAAAAAGGAAAAACAGGAAAAUCGUAAACCUUCAGAGCUAAGAUAGGCAGUCAGUACUACGACUGACUACUAGGCAUCUUUUAUUGGAUCCGGAACUCUGCUCCUUUCGUCACUCGAUCAUUUCUGCAGCUCAAUUACCCGAUUUCCUCACCGACGAAUCCACCUGCGGCUGCGCUACAGAUCGGGAGCCGCCUAGCAAGGUCCUCCCUCUCUUCGCCUCUCCUCUUUCAACCCCUAGCUAUUGUCUUGAAUGUGAUCGUUGAUUUUCAGGUUUCGAAAGAAACCGUCCAAGUUUCUUCCUCUCCCCCUCUCCCGCAUCGGGAAAUUUCGACUUAGUCUCCCCCGCUGUUGUUAGAUUUCCGGGUUUGAGGUCAUUUGUGCUUUGGUAAUCAAUUGAUUUGGUGUGUGAUAUAUCGAUUUGAUCCUCGUGAUUUGUGGCUCCUCCUUCAUUUGAUUAGCGACUGUGUAGAUUUGUUGAGAGUUGAGUUAGUUGCGUAAAUGGUAAAAUUUUGGGAAUGCGGAAUGGCUCGCAACCAUCUACUUGGUCCUGGAUUCAAUUUAUUUGUCAUAACGUCUUGUCCUGACUUCUUUUCCUCUAGCUGAACCCAGCUGUGGUGUUGCAUUUGAUGCCUUGUUUGUUAGCUUUUCUUUUUGAUUGAUGAAUGUGUUAUUGCUACCCUCCCAUUGCAAUCAUAGCUUCCGGAUCCCGGAAUUUGUCUGCUUCACAUUGAAGUUAAAGGUUUGUUUUUUAUAUAUGAAAUUACCAGAAAGCGAAAGUGGGAUGAUGGAGAAAUCCUGUUCUUUGCUGGUCCACUUCGACAAAGGAACUCCAGCGAUUGCAAAUGAGAUAAAGGAAGCUCUAGAAGGGAAUGACGUUCUAGCCAAGAUUGAUGCCAUGAAGAAGGCAGUCAGUCUUCUGUUGAAUGGUGAAACCUUGCCUCAGCUUUUCAUCACAAUUAUUAGGUAUGUUUUGCCUUCUGAGGAUCACACCAUACAGAGGCUGUUGCUGCUCUACUUGGAAAUUAUUGACAAGAAAGAUGCCUCGGGAAAGCUUCUACCUGAGAUGAUAUUGAUAUGCCAAAACUUGAGAAACAAUCUUCAACACCCAAACGAGUACAUUCGUGGGGUGACUUUGAGGUUUCUUUGCCGGCUUCACGAGACAGAAAUAAUAGAGCCAUUGAUUCCUUCGGUGCUGCAAAAUCUGGAGCAUCGACACCCAUUUAUCAGGAGGAAUGCCAUCUUUGCAGUGAUGUCAAUAUAUAAGCUUCCCCAGGGUGACCAGCUUCUGGUUGAUGCUCCUGAAAUGAUUGAGAAGGCCCUUUCUACUGAGCAUGAUCAAUCAGCUAAGAGGAAUGCAUUUCUGAUGCUCUUCACUUGUGCGCAGGAGCGAGCUAUCAAUUAUCUUUUCAGCCAUGUUGAUAAGAUCUCAGAAUGGGGUGAGCAGCUUCAAAUGGUUGUUUUGGAGUUGAUUCGUAAAGUAUGUCGAACAGAUAAGGGAGAGAAAAAAGGGAAAUACAUAACAAUCAUCAUAUCUUUGUUGAAUUCCCCUUCUAGUGCUGUGGUUUAUGAGUGUGCAGGAACACUUGUUUCUCUGUCGUCUGCACCGACUGCUAUUAAAGCUGCUGCUAACACUUAUGGGCAACUUCUCCUGUCUCAGAGUGAUAACAAUGUCAAGCUCAUUGUUCUUGAUCGACUGCAGGAGCUUAAGUCUUCUCACAGGGAAAUCAUGGUUGAUUUGGUUAUGGACGUGCUAAGGGCACUCUCGAGUCCCAAUCUUGAUAUCCGCCGGAAGACCCUUGAUAUUAUCCUUGACCUGAUCACUGCACGGAAUGUGAACGAAAUUGUGCAGAUGUUGAAGAAGGAGGUUGUUAAGACUCAAAGUGGAGAGCUUGAGAAGAAUGGUGAGUAUAGACAGAUGCUAAUUCAAGCCAUUCAUUCAUGUGCUAUUAAGUUCCCAGAGGUGGCAAGCACCGUGGUUCACUUGUUGAUGGAUUUCCUUGGAGAUAGCAACAUUGCGUCAGCUAGUGAUGUGGUCAUUUUUGUUCGAGAAAUAAUUGAAACCAAUCCAAAACUCAGAGUCUCAAUAGUAACAAGGCUGUUGGAUACUUUUUACCAGAUCCGAGCAGCCAGGGUAUGUGUGGGUGCUCUUUGGAUCACUGGAGAGUACUGCCUUUCCCUCUCUGAGGUUGAGAGCGGCAUAGCAACCAUCAAGCAGUGUCUUGGGGAACUUCCCUUUUUCUCUGUUACAGAAGAAGGUGAAGUUACUGAUACUUCCAAAAAGCCUCCACAGCAAGCAAGUUCCAUCACUGUUUCGUCAAGAAGACCUGCUAUCCUUUCCGAUGGGACAUAUGCAACACAAAAUGCUGCCUCUGAAACUGCCUUUUCCGCUCCUACUGUGGUUCAUGGGUCAUUGUCUUCUGGAAACUUGAGAUCCCUUCUUCUCACAGGUGAUUUUUUCCUUGCUGCAGUUUUAGCAUGCACUUUAACAAAACUUGUACUGAGAUUGGAAGAGGUACAGUCGUCUAAGGUGGAGGUGAACAAAGCUGUCACUCAGGCUUUGUUGGUAAUGGUCUCCAUGCUGCAAUUGGGACAGUCUUCUGUUCUGCCUCAUCCAAUUGACAGUGAUUCGUAUGAUAGGAUUCUUCUGUGCAUAAGAUUGCUAUCCAAUACUGGUGAUGACAUCCGUAAGAUAUGGUUACAGUCAUGCCGUCAAAGUUUUGUGAAAAUGCUUUCGGAAAAGCAAUUGAGAGAGACCGAGGAAUUGAAGGCAAAGGCUCAAGUUUCUCACGCACAACCAGAUGAUCUUAUUGACUUUUAUCAUUUGAAGAGCAGGAAGGGUAUGAGUCAGCUCGAGUUAGAGGAUGAAGUUCAUGAUGAUUUAAAACGUGCAACAGGAGAGUUUAUCAAUGAUGGCAAUGACACAAAUAAGCUUAACCGAAUUAUUCAGCUCACUGGAUUUAGUGACCCUGUGUAUGCUGAAGCAUAUGUCACGGUUCAUCACUAUGAUAUUGUACUUGAUGUCACUGUUAUCAACCGGACAAAGGCAACCCUCCAAAACUUAUGCCUGGAGUUGGCUACAAUGGGGGAUCUCAAACUUGUUGAACGUCCCCAGAAUUAUGCUUUGGCUCCUGAAUCUAGCAAACAGAUAAAGGCUAACAUCAAGGUCUCCUCUACUGAGACUGGAGUUAUUUUUGGUAACAUCGUUUAUGAGACAUCCAAUGUGUUUGAACGGACCGUUGUUGUCCUCAACGAUAUCCACAUUGAUAUCAUGGACUAUAUUUCUCCUGCAUUUUGCUCGGAUAAUGCAUUUAGAACCAUGUGGGCAGAGUUUGAAUGGGAAAAUAAGGUUGCUGUUAACACAACAAUUCAGGACGAGAAGGAAUUCCUGGACCACAUUAUCAAGUCAACAAACAUGAAGUGCCUCACUGCACCGUCUGUUCUGGAUGGAGAGUGUGGAUUCCUAGCUGCGAACUUGUAUGCCAAGAGUGUGUUUGGCGAGGAUGCUUUAGUAAACGUAAGUCUGGAGAAGCAGGGAGAUGGGAAGCUCAGUGGGUACAUCAGGAUAAGGAGCAAGACCCAGGGAAUUGCACUCAGCUUGGGGGAUAAAAUCACCCUUAAGCAGAAGGGAGGAGGAAGUUGAUUCUGGAGAGAUCUAGAUUAGAAUCACACAGGUAACCCAUAUUUCACCCUUUGGUCUCAAGUAUGUGUCUUUACGGGUGGCUGCUUGUUUUUCUAGUUAACCGAACGAGUUGAAGAGGCAUUCAGUGGUUUUCAGGUUUACCUUAUUGGUUUCAGUUUUAUGGUAAUGGUUUUCGUUUCGACUAUAAACUGGAAACAUAAUCGACAAACCCUAACGGUUAUGAGCUUCAAUUAUUAACUGCUUUAUAGUUCAGUGUUCAGUCAAUCAGACUGAACUGGUUAACCACCUCCUAUUUGUCAAUAGUGAAUGAUCGCUUUGUAUUAUUGUUCCAGGUGCUCCCUGCAAUUAUCUGGAAGAUUGCCUCUCAACAGGCAGAAUUUUUGCAUAUCUGUAUCUAUCUACUACCUAGGGGACGAAGGAACUGAUUGAUGGCGUCUUAUACAGUUGCAGAGAACUCGGGUUCAGCAUCUUCCUUGCUUAAAAUUUUUGCAUUGGCUGAGACAUUAGAAUCCUCUGGUUUCGUUGAACUCCCCUUUAUGAUACUACUCUGUUUUGAGGUCUCACAAGCGUCAUUAAAUUUUAAGCUUACUGUAUCUCAGUAUUCAGUAUACAGGCUGAGGGGAAAAGAUUGGCCAAAAUACACUGUAGAUUUUUCACCAGACCCAUCUGGACUUCAGCCCAAUUGCGGGCAUUGUUAUCACUGGGGAUUUUAGCAUUAAGAAUAACAAUCCAGAACAAGAUUGGAGCUCUGUUAUUGCAAGGAAAGACCGAGUUGUUGCUGAUCACUCUUGUCCUUGUUUAAUGUUUGCCUUUUGAAGAUUUUUCGUUUCGGUAUGUAAAAUGUAAUUGAAUAAUAAUGUUAAGCUGAACCCAAAAUUAGGAUGACAAAAAUAACCGUAACCGUGGAUAUCCGCCCGAAUCCGACCUAAUCGGGUAGGAUAAAAUACGAACCCGAAAGACUUUUAGUAGGUAUGGGUAAAACCCGAACCCGAAUAUUGCGGAUAAUGGGUGGGUAUGGUUUUCUCACUAUCCAACCCGAACCUGCCCGAUUAUACACUUGCAUAUGUAUUUUGUAUAGAAAUAAUCAAUAUUUUUCUCUAACAUAUUUUAUAUUUAUCAUAUAAAUAUAAUUUUCUUAGAAUUAUUGUCGUACUUUUCGUCUUACGUAACGUGAGAAUACGUGUAAAUAUUAACAUAUUGAUUGGAGUUAUAAAGAAAAACUAUUACCCAUGGAUAACCGUGGAUACCCGAAACCUGAACAGGUAUGGGCAUGGUUUGGUUUUUCUACCUUUUUCUUAUGUGGGUAUGGACAUGGGUAAAACCCGAACUAUUUUGGGUAAGAUAACAGAUAUACACUAUCCGUCCCCGACCUGACCCAUUGCCAUCCCUACCCAAAACGGGUGGUUUCUGUCAUUGGAUUUAAAGAAAGAGGGUUUUGGUUAAAACUUGCGAUUCGAAGAUGUUGGGGGUGUUACUAAAUCUACCGCGAAUAGACUAAGUAUUAAGGCACCGGCUGAAAGUGUUACCUGUGAUGCCAACCAGUGAGCUUGACGCUCGCCACAAGUAUAUAAGGACGUUCAAGUCCUCCAAAGAAAUGGACCUCUUCUUCUCUUCCCUCACUUUCCACUUUGACUCUCUCUGUAUUAUUCUCUCAAUUUACUCGAAACGGAAACUAACUUGAUCGUCGGAGCUUAAUCCGGGGGCAUCCCCAACCUUUUCACAGGUUCCUUCCUUCCCAACGAGAUCAGACUAACGGAUCGUGAGUCAACCCCGACAAACAAAUCAUUGUUCGAACCGGAGCUAGAUGGUACAAACACAAGAAAUCGGAAUUAUGAUA